Molecule: messenger RNA, 585 nt
Organism: Varanus komodoensis (Komodo dragon)
Lineage: Eukaryota; Metazoa; Chordata; Lepidosauria; Squamata; Varanidae
Gene: UPK3A
Product: uroplakin 3A
Source: RefSeq, a predicted model, not a curated record
AUGUGGACCUUGUUGGGAGAUUAUUCCAUAACAGCUCAGAUGCUGAGGCCACAACUUGCAGACUCCAGAUUUGUCACAAGCAAUCCCACCCUCACCACAGUGGCUUUACCUUUCUGUGUGUUUGAUAGCCUGAUGUCAAAAGGGGCAUCCUAUGAAGUCUAUGUCAUGGCCAACUCUGCUAAUACUUCAAGAACCUCUUCUACAGACAAUAGCAGUAAGCCCCUUGAUGCUACCUUUGAACAAACUGCUGGAGGACAAAGAGGCCCUUACAGAGCAGCAGCAUUUAAUGUCCCCAACUGUGCCUCUUCUCCCAGGCUCUCUGAUGCUGCUGAUACAACCAAAGCAUCUGCCAUCCUGAGCCAGUAUCUGAUCAGAGUUGGCGACAAUGUAGCUUGUCUUUCCGACCCAAAUUUUCUAGAAGUUUGCAAUCCACCUCUUUUCAAAGAUACAGCCUACAGGUUUAAAUACAUCCUUGUUGACAGAACAACAGAUGUCAUGAAAGACCAAACCCUCUGGUCUUAUCCAAUCAAAACAAAAAAGUGUGAGUGUGUCUCCUGGAGUGGAUUUUAUUUCUUAGAAAAUUAG